ACAGGGGCCAGCCCGCUCUCCCCCUUCCCAGCAGCCGCAACGUCACUUCCGGAGCCCUGCGGGCGCUCGAACGCUGCUUCCGGUUGGCUGGAAGGAGCAAGGCCCGGAAUUCAUUCCCCGCUGUAGCGCUCGGUCAGACGCUGGCGUUCAUCGGAUCGCAGAAAUCCCCGCUGAGAGCACAGGCAGCACAUAAACAAUGGAUUCCUUUGACCUUAAGGAUGAAAUCACUGAAGUCAUCGUUGACCCCGAUAUGUAUGAUGAUGCUUCAGGCUCCGAUGUAGAAACGGACCGGGACGACGAGGAGAAUGGGGACGACGAGGAGAAUGGGGACGAUGAGGAGAAUGGGGACGACGACAGCUCCCACGAGGAGCACCAGAGAAGCCGCUCCCCCCCGACCCACGGCAGGAACCUGAGGAAACGCCAGCAGUUUUUUUGCCCCGAGUGCGAGCGCUGUUUCAAGAAUAACUCCGAGCUGGAGUCUCACCGCAAGAUGCACCGGGGGGAUUACCAGUACCACUGCGACAUAUGCGACCAGAAGUUCAAGUACAGGUCGGAAAUGCUGGCGCACCAGAAGGAUCAUUCCAGCCGGUCGACGGAGGACGUGGAUUACGUGGUGCCGCCCUUGAGCCCGCAGUCGAGCAGGAACUACGACAGGAGCCCCGAGCCUAAGAAAAACAUCUGCUUACCUGUAGGGGAGAAGCCGCACAAGUGCAACUACUGCGAGAAGAGGUUCAACGACAAAUCCAUCCUGGAAGCCCACCAGCGGAUCCACGUAGGGAAGCUGACGUACCCCUGCACCAAGUGUGAGGAGAGCUUCUCCAAGGCCUCGCUGCUCGCCGCCCACUUCAACACCCACAAGGACGGCAAGCCCUUCGAGUGCGACCAGUGCGACAAGAAGUUCAACGACCACUCGCUCCUCGUCGCCCACAAGAGGACCCACACCGGCGAGAAGCCUCAGAAGUGCAACACGUGCAACAAGUGGUUCCCCAACUCGGCCAGCCUGGCGGCCCACGGGGAGUGCCGCUCCAAGCCCAAACCCUAUCAGUGCCGGCACUGCGACAAAAGCUUCAACGACAAGGCGCUGCUGAUCACCCACGAGGGCGUGCACACAGACACUAAGCCCUUCAAGUGCACUCAGUGCAGCGAGAGCUUUUACUUGAAGACUCAGCUGGUGGCCCAUCAGGCCGUUCACGCCCCGGAAAAGCCCUUCCCUUGCAGCCAAUGCGAUAAGAGCUUCAACAAGGAAGAGACACUGAUGGCUCACAUUCGCGUCCAUAACCUGCAGCGGAUGCAGGUACAGACCACGUUGAUUCCGUGAGAUGCCACCGACCGCUGACUCUGCUUUGGGCACCGCAUGGAUCAGACGUCUCCCGAGCAUCCCAUUCGGCUUUUCCGUAACACUGAGAACGCUGCCGCCACGACUGCAGCACCCUUGCUAAUUGCCUCGCGGGUGGUGCUUGGGAUUUCUCCCAAUACAAAUACCCUCAUUUGCUUCAGGGUAUGUACAUAGUCAGCCUCCUCCUUCCCUCGAUCUCCGCCUCCUCGCAUCUCCGUAGCAACCGUGGAACCUUUCGUUUUUCUAUUGUGACGUUAGUACAGGUGAUACGUGUAGCGCCGGGGUAACCGUAGAUAGGCUGUAAAGCAACGCAGUCGCCAUUAUGGCGCCUCUUCGUCAGAGAUGCUUUGUCUGCUUUUGUAACAAUGGCCUUUUAUUGAUUAAAAAAAAAAAAACGACUUUGGGGGGUGGAAACUUUCUUUAAAAAGCGAUUUUUCUACACUGAAAAAUAAUACGUUGAGAUUUGCCUCGGUCUGAAGAUGGGAAUUUGCAAAUGCAUGCAAAACAACUGCUACGGGCGAUGUGUGGGGUCAGAAGGAGCCGCCGGAUGUGCCAUGGGGGAGAGACCACAGCGCCGUAUGAAUGUGCCGCGCCAUUCAGCCAUUUUAAUUAACGUUAAAGGUUUGGUUCCACUUUCCAUGAAAUGAAUACAACCAAUGAGCAAAGUUCAGGCUGCAUUUUCAUCUGGUUAACCCUUACCACUCAGUCGUUUGCCAUUGCAAGGGUCACAUGGGUCAGUAUGGUUCAGUCAUUCAGACUUUUUUGGGGGUUUUUUUUUUAAUGGACACAGUUACGUUAAUAAAUUGUUUAAUUUUCA
Molecule: messenger RNA, 2153 nt
Organism: Xenopus tropicalis (tropical clawed frog)
Lineage: Eukaryota; Metazoa; Chordata; Amphibia; Anura; Pipidae
Gene: znf852
Product: zinc finger protein 852
Exons: 2
Coding region: 197-1318 (373 amino acids)
Biological process (GO): positive regulation of transcription by RNA polymerase II
Cellular component (GO): nucleus
Source: RefSeq, a predicted model, not a curated record